AUGGCUGAGCAAGUGCGGCAAGCUGAGAUAUCGGGGGAAGCGGGUCAAGCCGCAAUGGGGGCCCUUGCCCAAGAAAUGGCAGGGGCAUUGAGGGAGUCCAUGAAUAUACUAAGGGCGGAGAAACAAGCUAGGGAGAACGUCAUAAAGACAAGGGCCAGCUUCCUCACGAGGAAGUUUUUGCAGGCCAAGCCACAUGAAUUCCAUGGUGGCCCCAAGCCAAAGAAAGCGGAUGAAUGGCUUGAACAAACUGUGAAGACUUUUGACAUGUUUCACAUUGAGGAUAGUGAGCUCAGAGUGACUCUUGCGAGUGACUACCUCAAGGGGGACGCGGGCCAAUGGUGGAAGUACGCCAAAGAACGAAUAGAACCGACAUGGAAGGCAUUUGUGGUGGCCUUCCAAGACAAGUACCUAUCUCCCACGGCUAGGGAGAGGUUGAGGCAGGAGUUCCAAGACCUUAAGCAACUUAACAUGUCCGUGGCCGAGUUCGAAGUGGUCUUCUCUAGUUUGUCCCAGUUUGCACCGGAGUUGGUAGUGACGGAAAAGCGUCGUUGCAUUGAGUUCGAGAAGAAGUUGAGAACUAAGAUCUUGUUCAAGGUUGCUAGGAACAUGAUCUGGAAUUAUGACCGCCUUGUUGAGGUGGCCGUACAUGUGGAGAUUACCAUGGAGGCCGAAGAGGAGAGACUUCGGAAUUCGAGGUCUAGGGGACAAGGGUCACAGGGAGACUAUAGGCCCAACACGAAGAGCAGAAACACCUUUUCAUCCUAG
Messenger RNA from Camellia sinensis, 765 nucleotides. Lineage: Eukaryota; Viridiplantae; Streptophyta; Magnoliopsida; Ericales; Theaceae. The record is from RefSeq and is a predicted model, not a curated record.